Messenger RNA from Populus euphratica (Euphrates poplar), 1462 nucleotides. RefSeq names its product pathogenesis-related genes transcriptional activator PTI6-like. The record is from RefSeq and is a predicted model, not a curated record. Gene Ontology annotation, molecular function: DNA binding; DNA-binding transcription factor activity. Bases 197 to 1174 code for a protein of 325 amino acids. Gene Ontology annotation, biological process: regulation of DNA-templated transcription. The transcript has a single exon. Lineage: Eukaryota; Viridiplantae; Streptophyta; Magnoliopsida; Malpighiales; Salicaceae.
AGUGGCUUCCUUCACUCUUCUUCAGUUUUUUUGUUCAUCUUUCACUUCAUUCAUAAGCCAAACAAACCUAACUAGCUAGACCAGCUUGAGCUGGUCAAUACACGGUUUUGGCUGUAUGUCUUCACUCACUUCUUGAUCACAAACCCAACCCUUGCUACCACUCUUUCAUCUUCUAUCCCCCACUACAUCAUAACCCAUGCUGAUCUCCAACCCCAACACCAUGUCCGUACAAUCAAAAGUCAAAUUUACUGAAGACGUAUUCGCCACUAAGAAGCUCAUCAAGAACCACCACCACCACCAGCAGCAGGCGCAUCCUUCUUCAAGGAUCCGCGGCCAAAGACUUGUUAGAAUCAUCUAUACCGACCCUGAUGCCACUGAUUCCUCCAGCGACGAAGGAGAAGAACAAGAACAGGGGAGGAGGUUUGUCAGGAGAGUGAAUAGACAAGUGAGCGAGAUAAGAUUGCUAGAGCAGGAGACAACAGCACCAGGAGCUCCUUCUUCGAGAACUUCAAAUGAUGAUCAUCGAGACCCAACAAGAAAGAGACCUUCUUCAAGACUACCGGUAUCCGAUGUCCCUCGCCGGAAAAAAUUCAGGGGUGUCCGUCAGAGACCCUGGGGAAAGUGGGCUGCCGAGAUCCGUGAUCCGACCCAAGGGAAACGGGUCUGGCUUGGCACUUUCAACACUGCAGAGGAAGCUGCUACUGUCUAUGACAGAGCUGCAGUGGAUCUAAAAGGUCCUGACGCCGUCACCAACUUUCCUACUCAAUCCUUUUUGACGGUGAAAGCUAACGUCGACGGUCCAAGUGAGGUCCAGUGCGAGUCAUGUGACUCACCGUCUAGCAGUGGUGUUAACGCCAUGCCAUCACCCACGUCAGUCCUCCAUUACGAGGAGGUGACGCCGUUCGACCCUGUUUUGACCGAGAAGGCUAAGGUCAUCGACGAUCACCGCGAGUCAUGCGAGUCACCGUUAAGGUUAUCGAUGACUUCACCAACGUCUGUUCUUCGAUACGAGGAGUUAACGCCGUUUGAUAGCUUGGCUUACGGUGACGUUGACGCUUUUGGGUUUAAAAUUGACGUGCCGUUCGGCCUGCCGGAUUUAAUGUUGCCGGGGAAAUUCGUUGACAAGGAAGAAUUCGUUGACCUUGACGAUUUCUUGGUGGAGGCCAUUUGUUAAGAAAAAUGUCUUCAAGCGUGUGGUAAAAUAAUCAAUUUUGUGAAAGGUUUAGGGAGUGUAUUGUCAUUGACACUACCCAAGCACGACGUGGCAUGUUACGAUUAGUGUUUGAAGGCGUUAAGAGGAUAGAAAGGCGCCUAAUAUGGAUCGGAAUACCCAAAGUGCCCCCGUGUUUGAUGUUAGGCGUCUGGUUUGAUUAGUCAAACUACGGAGUGUAAUUGUAAAGUGGAGUAUUAAUUAAUCCAUAUUUAGCAAAUUAUAUGGAGAUUUUGUCCCUUGUUGGUAUUA